Messenger RNA from Schistocerca nitens (vagrant locust), 840 nucleotides. RefSeq lists its product as uncharacterized. The record is from RefSeq and is a predicted model, not a curated record. Lineage: Eukaryota; Metazoa; Arthropoda; Insecta; Orthoptera; Acrididae. The coding region runs from base 1 to 840 and encodes 279 amino acids. The transcript is spliced from 4 exons.
AUGGCGGGGCGUCUAUUUCAGGGCGGAGGCGCGGCGCAGCGCGCACGCGGCGCCGGCCAGCCGCGGCCUUCGGGCCCACCGAUCACAAGCCGCAUUACGGCGCAUCACGUGCGCGUCUUGCACUCCUUGGCUGAGCGCCCACACCGCCCCGCCUUUCAUGUCCUAAGGGGCGGGGCGCCGGACCUCAGAGACGCGCCUCGCUCCUCCGGCUUGCUCUUCUGGAACCGCCCCCGCCUGCCACCCAUUGGCGACCACUGGCUUGUCCAGCAGCGCCAUCUCUCAGCUGCGUCUAGUCUGCAUCAGCAGCGCCGCCGCCGCCGCCACGACCACCACCAUCACCACCACCACCACCACCACCACCACGAAGAUGGAUGGAAGCACGUUGCUGCUAUAAUCAUACCGAUCCUCAUCCCAAAUAGCUUCUUCAGGUCCGCCAGCCGGCAGUGGUCGGAUAAAUCAUUAGGUGGGUGGCUGGAGGCAGAGGCUGAGGCAGGGUGUUUUUGUGCGGCUGCGGCGGCGGCGGCGGCCGCGCCGGGGUCAACGAUCAACGCCCGUGCCGGCCGGCCGGCCGCUGGCCCGCUUCCCACGGCCCCCACGCCCCCCGGCUGUGCGCGGCCCUGCUCUGCUCCGCUCUGGGUCAAGGUCGCUCCGUCGCGUGCGCCAAUCACACCGCGGCGCGGCGCCGACCACCACCUCGUUAUCGCCGUCGGCCACCGGCGGCCCACGCCCCACGGCGCCGCCCCCUAUCCACCGACCGCAGACCUGUCAACGGUCACCCAGCUUCUCUCUCGCCAAGUCUACAUUCAUCUCCGUCAGUACCCGAGCUCUGCAGAUCGCUGA